AAGUGAGUGAGUUGGCCUGCCAAAUAUUGAACAUGGGUCGGUCUGGAAAAGGAUCUGCAAUCUGCACCAUAAAAUACCUUUUCCUAAUUUUCAACACCAUAAUAUGGGUACUUGGAUGUGGAGUGUUUGCAGUUGGAAUAUGGAUGCAAGCAAAUAGGGAUUCCUUUUCAGUAGUGUUGCCGAGUUACAGUUUCUUGACUGCAGCUUCAUUAGUGAUAAUAACAGGAACCAUAACUCUUGUCAUAGGCUUUGUGGGCUGUUGUGGUGCUUUAAUUGAGAAUAAAUGCAUGAUGGUGGUUUACUUCAUUUUCGUCCUGAUUAUAUUUGGACUAGAGGUUGCAGCUACAGCAUUGAUAUUAUCAUACCAAACGGAUAUCAAAACAGCAAUAAAGGAAGAAAUGUUAUACAGCCUGGAGUACAGUUCUGACCCACAAGUUCAGUCGGAGAAGAGGGAAGGAAUUGUACAGCUCAUUGAUACCAUACAAAGAGAUCUACAGUGCUGUGGUGUUAAUAACUACACAGAUUGGUAUGACAUUGGAGACAGGGGUAAACAAGUCCGGCCCUCUUGUUGUGUAGACCCUUCACCAGGCUGUGAACAAUCCCAGAGCUAUGUAUGGAACACAAAGGGUUGUAUGGAUGAAAUAGAGUAUUUAUUUUCCAAGAACAUGCAGUACAUUGGGAUAGCUGGUUUAUGUGUGGCAGUUGUACAGAUAUUGAUGAUGGCAGCCUGUAUAAUGUUGUUCUGCAACAUGAGAGAUAAAUCUAAAUAUUGAUAUAAAAACUGGUGUUAAAGCCAUUAGUAAAGAACAAGUAGUCCAAAUGUAUACCAAAGACAGUUUUGAUAGCUGGUCAGUCUCUGUGUUGUACCUGUGCUGCUCCACAUCAUCAGAAAUUUCAGCGGCUCCAGUUAUAUCUGGUUUUCUCCUUCAAUGUUCACGCUUUCCACUUUUAAUAUAGAUAGCUUUUCUAUGACGUAUUUUGUCUCGGAGUUAUAUUAUUCCCCUUGGCCGCCAUCUUGUAGGUCAAAGUAGUGAAUUUUCCUCUUUGAGCAACCAAUUUUAAACAUGCAUGCCAGAAAUAUAUGGGGAAAAUAUUUUCAGUAUUGAGAUUAUGAAUUAAAAGAAGCUUUAACAAACGUACAUUCAUAAGAAAAACAGUGUUAUCUUCACCUCAGUGCCCAGUAUAAAAAAAAUUGAACUUGGUUGAAUAAUGAAGGGAUCUGGGGAUGUUGACCUACAAUACGGCGGCCAUGGGGAAAUAACUCUUGCUUAAAUCACCUCGAUGGAAAACCAUCAUUUGCAAAUUUUGGGUAAACAAAUGUUCAUAUUGAAUAAUGCAUAUAGUAUUAUUGUAUCUGCCAAAUGCUGUCAUGCCAUUUUGCACUCUCUGCUUGGUUAAUUUAAAGUCAGAGGAAAGUAUUUAUGAAAUUUUGAUAAUUUCAUGUUACAUUUUUUUAUAAGAAGUGUUUUGAAAACAUUUCAUGCUAGUCUGCAGCUAGAGUGAACAUCAAGGAGCUCAUAAAGUGCACCCUCAUAAAUAGAAGUAGACAAAUAUUUUAAGUUCAUUGUUUUCAUCUCCCACAACCACAAUGAUAUAGAGGCAAUUUCUUUUAGACAACUUGGUUAAUUUUUCUAAAAAUUUACUAUAUUCUCCCAAAUGCUUUUAAGAUUUUUAAAAUACUUCCCCAAAUGGACGAGAAUGAAAAUGACUGCUUCUAAAAUCACGGUGAAAAACACUGAAAAGAGAACAAAGAAUUAUACAAGCUGUUCUGUUAGACUGUUACUGGUGUAAAUUCUUCAAACAUCUCUUUGUUGUAUAUGAAGUAAAGGGAUUUACAUUGCAAACUGCCAAAUAUUUUUUUUUUGUGUCAUAACAAUUUUAUUCAAGUGGACUGUUGUUUAUUUUAUGUUUGUGAGUAAUAUUUUACUUUUUAUAUGUAUUAUUAGAAUUUAUUAACAUUCAUAUAAAUGUUUACGUGUGGUACUGUUAAUUUUUUGUAUUGUUGAUGUCUACAGAAGAAAUUGACAAAAUCUGACAUUUUUGCUGUAACACUUUACCUAAAGUUAUCUUUUUCAACAUGUUUCUACAUGCACAUGAUUGAAUCAUUGACUCUGAUUUUAAUGAGACUGUUUGAAAGUAAGAUUUCAUUUUGUUUCUGGUCACACACGCAUGAAAUUGACAAUGUUUUCUGAAUAUGCCAUAUUUUUACUCUGUAACUACUGAAAAUGGUCAUAUACAUCGCUCUGUAUAAUUUUUAUAUUAUUUGUUGACCUUGUAUUUUAUUACCUCAAUAAAUACUGCUGACACAAAUUAA
Saccostrea echinata is the source of this 2314-nucleotide messenger RNA. Its product is annotated as tetraspanin-4-like. The coding region runs from base 33 to 773 and encodes 246 amino acids. Gene Ontology annotation, cellular component: membrane. The transcript has 7 exons. The record is from RefSeq and is a predicted model, not a curated record. Lineage: Eukaryota; Metazoa; Mollusca; Bivalvia; Ostreida; Ostreidae.